UGACGGAGCUCGUCGCGUCAUAUCGCGUUUAACCACUUAUUUCACUAACCUUUUACGUCUGCUCGCACGCCUUUCUCCGUCGGAUGAUUUAUGAAAGGAUUCAGCAGCGCGUCAACCUACGCGUGAGAGAGGAAUAAGCGCUUGCUGACAUACCGCAAUCUCAUGAAUGAUAACUGCAUCUUUCCAACUGGUGGAUCAUUACAAAGACCAGACCAGAUAAGAGCCAUUGACCCCUUUAAAUCAAUAUCUGGAGAGAGAGAGAGAGAGACAGAGAAACCAUCGUAGCACCAGAAACCAUCGUAGCACUCAGCAGAAUUUGACAUGCAAGCGGCGAAUGACGACUGGAUUUACUGUAUUUUUCAUCUCCACAAACCAUGAUCAGACCUUUACCAUUACAAUGUGGAUACCUGACAGAGUACAGUAUCACAUGACUGUAGAGUUUGAUUUUCUUCAAUUUUUUUGUAGCAAAGAGGGUGUUUGAGAAUAGAACGUAUGUGGUAUGUCACUGUGGAUCAUUUUCUAGAUUUUUAACCUGAUGAGAGUGACAGACGGGGCUUGUUCCAAACUCAAGAUGUCUUUGUUUUGGCAAAGGAAAAUGUUCACAUUGAUGGCACUCUUCUGUGCUGUUACCUUCUCCAUGUUUGUGUUCAGUUACACACUGAGAGAGCCUUCGCUGUACUUGUUAAAAUCUGCUCUUGGUCUCGGGGAGAGCACAUGUGCCUGCCAUCGCUGUAUAACACACCUGCAUGAUGAUGAUGAUGAUGAAGAUGACGGUUGGUUUAUGGAGCGAUUUAACCAGUCUUUCCAUCCGCUGAUGUCCAGGAAAAACAGUUUGCUUACAGACGACACUUACAGAUGGUGGCAGUGGCUCCAGGCAGAGAGGAACCCAUCCAAUCUGAGCGUAGUAUUGGACAGAUUAUUCCAGCUAAUCCCCAGUGAGGAAAACUAUGUUGAUUCUGGUCCCAAUCGCUGUCGAACCUGCUCUGUAGUCGGAAAUUCUGGGAAUCUACUGAAGUCCCAUUACGGAUCAUACAUCGACUCCAGUGAUUUUGUCAUACGAAUGAAUCAGGCUUCUACACAGGGUUUUGAAAAGGAUGUUGGCUAUAAGACCACUCAUCAUGUAAUGUAUCCAGAGAGCGCUGUUGAUUUAGACAACAACACCAGUCUGAUCCUCAUUCCCUUUAAAACUCUGGAUCUGGAGUGGAUGAUCAGUGCGUUAACCACAGGAAACAUCUCGCAGACAUAUAUACCAGUUAUUUCCCACAUCAAAGCCAACAAGGACAAGGUGUUAAUCUACAACCCCAGUUUCUUUAAGUAUGUCUAUGAUUCGUGGCUGGAGGGUCAUGGCAGAUAUCCGUCCACCGGCUUUCUCUCUCUGAUGUUUGCAGUUCAUGUCUGUGAUGAGGUGAAUGUGUUUGGGUUUGGUGCAGACCAGUAUGGAAACUGGCACCAUUACUGGGAGGAUAACAUGCUGGGAGGAGCGUUCCGGCACACAGGCGUCCACGAUGGAGACUAUGAAUACAACAUCACACUGCUGCUAGCAGACAAACACAAGAUCACACUCUACAGAGGAGUAUGAGGACAACACAAGGCCUUAACACAACACAGCCACUGCAAAACACAUGAAAGCUUCAUAAUUUUCAGUCUGUAGACCAAUUUCUAGAAAUAAAAUUGUUUGAAUAAUUAAUUCUACAUAAUAGUCACAUGAAAGGGCCUUUGUUUCACAGUAAAUUGUAAGAAAAGAAAAUGACCUCUAACAGGUGGAUUGUUGUUUGACUGUAUUGUACACAGGCACACCUGUUGACUUGUUGUGCAAAGGAUCAUUGUGCAUCAUGUGUGAGUGUGCUUUGAGACAGUAUGAGGCUGGACAAGUGAGUGAGAUUUAGUCCAUAUGCUGAAUAAAGUUCCACCUAAAUGACAACAUGGUAACACUGAAAAAUAUCUUUGUACAUUAUCCUUAAUGUCUGUAAUCAGGUUAAUUAUUUCCUACAUUUGUGUUUUGUCUCUUUCUUCCUAGAAUGCUUUUUUUCUGAAGCAUGUUAACAAGAUUUUCACAGACAGGAAAAGAUUCAUUAGAUUGCAUAAUGCAUUGCUUACAAGCUGAAGUUACUGAAGUGAAAGAGCAAGAUCGGAUGGACAUCUGAAUGUGCUUUUAUAACAGCAUUAAAGAUGCUCUUAAGACUUUAAUAUAGAUUCAAAUUAAUUGUCUUUAAAAAGAGUCCUUGGAAAUACACAGAUAGUGACAGAACUCUUUAAUACCAUAAAAUGAGAAUAUUUCAGUCUCAUGUGAUUCCAGAUUUCCAAAUAUUAAUGUAAUGAAUUGUAUAUUGGUAUGAACAUUUUGUGUAUUUUUGAACAAAACUAAGAAACUCUUUUUUACACUGUUCUCUGUAAAAGGAAAGUAUUUGCUCUGCUGAGAAAGGAAUAAUUGUUUAUUCUCUAAAGUAGAAAAUGUGCAACUUGCAAGUGGUUAAAUUUAAUGAGAUUAAUAAUGACUGGUGUGUAUACAGAAUAUAAUAGAGAGAAUGGCAGUUCUUGUCUCCAUGUGAAUGAGGCUCUUGAAUUCAUAAUUUGCCUUUCUUCCACAUGAUUCAGAGUUGUUCAUGACUGCAGAUUUUGAAAGGUUUGUCUUCACCAUUAUCUUCAAUUCAUCUAAGUGCCUUCAUUUCAGAGUUGCAUGUAAAACAAAUGUGCCUAAAAAUAUGUGUUUUACAUUAAAUAGAAUACAAAUAAUUAUGUUUGUUAAAACAUGUUAAUUUAUGUCUGUGUUUUGAAGGUAAUUUACAUUAAUUCAGUGAUAUUUUUUGACCAAAGUUUUUAUCUCUGUGACUGUAAAUAAUUAAAUAAAA
Molecule: messenger RNA, 2849 nt
Organism: Xyrauchen texanus (razorback sucker)
Lineage: Eukaryota; Metazoa; Chordata; Actinopteri; Cypriniformes; Catostomidae
Product: CMP-N-acetylneuraminate-beta-galactosamide-alpha-2,3-sialyltransferase 1-like
Exons: 8
Coding region: 536-1579 (347 amino acids)
Molecular function (GO): beta-galactoside (CMP) alpha-2,3-sialyltransferase activity
Source: RefSeq, a predicted model, not a curated record